AGCGGGAAACAAAAGGAGACGAAGGACGCAUGCGUCUGGUGGGUCCUUCCGCUCAAACUAAGAGAAGCACUUCCGGGUCGCCGCCGGCUGCCGCCUCCCGGGGCGAUGAGGAAACUGAGGCCCAGAGAGGUUAAGUGACUUGGCCACAAACAGCUAGUACGUGGUGGAGCCGGGACUCAAACCCAGUCUAGGAGCCAUGUCCACCUUGUUCCCUUCGCUCUUCCCCCGUGUGACUGAGACACUGUGGUUUAAUCUGGAUCGGCCUUGUGUGGAGGAGACAGAGCUACAGCAGCAGGAACAGCAGCAUCAGGCCUGGCUCCAAAGCAUCGCAGAGAAAGACAACAACCUGGUACCUAUUGGCAAGCCAGCCUCAGAGCACUAUGAUGAUGAGGAAGAGGAGGAUGAAGAUGACGAUGAGGAUAGUGAAGAGGACUCAGAAGAUGAUGAAGACAUGCAGGACAUGGAUGAGAUGAAUGACUAUAAUGAAUCACCUGAUGAUGGAGAAGUCAAUGAGCCUCCUCUCCAGGUGGACAUGGAAGGCAACGAGCAGGAUCAGGACCAGUGGAUGAUCUAGGUAGACAAGGCAGGGUGGCGAUUCCAGGCCAGCCCCACCUACCCUGCAUCCCUUGCCCCAACCUCUCAGCCCACAAAACCAGCUGACAGCCCCAGUGCCUGAAAGCUCAGCCAUGGGCACUUCUCAGCUGUUGCCAGGACCUGAUCUUGACCCCUCCCAGACCAUCAGUCUGUCCUUGAAUCCCCAGAGCCUGAGCCCAUCCCACCUUCCUGGCCACCCCAUGGAAGACAGGUCUGGUAUCUUUCUAACCCUCAUUAAUAAAGACACAGGACUGAUUUUUUCCCCCUAUGUCUAUUCCCUACUUGGUGGGACGUAGAGGAAUCCAGCAUCUUCUCUUGGGCUUGGAGGGAGGGGGAACUCCAGGGAUAUGAAGCAAACCUAAUUGGCCGAGGAGGCCAGGGUUGGAGAACCUGAGCCCUGCUUUCUGUGUGUCAGCUUGCAUCCAGGCCUUCCUUGGGGGCCUCUUAUCUGGUACUUCCUCUAAUCCUGGUGAGGGCAGGUUUCCUGAGGCACAGAGCUAGGAAACCCUAGGACUCUCCUAGCUAGCUAUCUUAGUGUUAAAGGAGCAAAUUAAAUCUCAGAGCAGGACAGGACUUGCCUAGAGUCGCCCCGCAAACCAAUGCCGUCUGGUUUGGGAGCUUAGGCCUCUUGCUCUAAGUCCAUGGUUCUCUCUGCAAGCAAGGGGACCAGUGGGACCAAGCAGUCUGAUAAAAUUUGACACUUCAGGUCAUUGUAGAGGCUGGA
Molecule: messenger RNA, 1318 nt
Organism: Fukomys damarensis (Damara mole-rat)
Lineage: Eukaryota; Metazoa; Chordata; Mammalia; Rodentia; Bathyergidae
Gene: Anapc15
Product: anaphase promoting complex subunit 15
Exons: 6
Coding region: 197-574 (125 amino acids)
Biological process (GO): regulation of mitotic cell cycle spindle assembly checkpoint
Cellular component (GO): anaphase-promoting complex
Source: RefSeq, a predicted model, not a curated record